Molecule: messenger RNA, 960 nt
Organism: Penicillium verhagenii
Lineage: Eukaryota; Fungi; Ascomycota; Eurotiomycetes; Eurotiales; Aspergillaceae
Product: Short-chain dehydrogenase/reductase family protein
Exons: 1
Coding region: 1-960 (319 amino acids)
Source: RefSeq, a predicted model, not a curated record
AUGCCUCCUUUCCUAUACUCGCAAUUUUUCGUUCGUCCUUCCUACCCUGAGGGAUCACUAGACGGCCAGACAAUUCUCGUCACUGGUUCCAACGUUGGCCUUGGUCUUGAGGCUGCCCGCCAUGUUGUUCGCCUAGGAGCCUCCCGUGUGAUUGUUGGAGUGCGCAACGUGGCAGCCGGAGAAGAGGCCAAGAAGGAAAUCGAAGCCUCUACCGAGCGCCCUGGAGUUUGCGAAGUAUGGGAGGUAGAUCUCGCCUCAUACGGCUCUGUCCUCUCAUUUGGAGAUCGAAUCUCCCAGCUCCCUCGUCUGGAUGCCGCUAUUCUGAAUGCGGCAAUUGCAACCAAAGAGUUCCAGCUCGCCGAGGGCUAUGAGCGGACAAUCACAGUCAACGUCAUCAACACCCUGCUCAUGGGGCUUCUCAUCCUCCCAAAGCUCAAGGCCACCAGGAAGGAAGUGCCUUCCAGCCACCCACAUUUGACAUUUGUGGUCAGUGAAGUCCAUGCAUGGGUCAAAUUCGAUGAAUGGAAGGAGGACAAGACCCUUCAGAUUAUUUCAGACCCAGAGAAGGCCAAAAUGGCCGAGCGAUACCCUCUCUCAAAGUUGCUGGAGGUCCUAGUUGUGCAGGAGCUAGCUGGCAGAGUUCUCGGAUCAGAAGUUAUCAUUGAUAUGGUGAACCCUGGCCUUUGCCAUUCGCAGCUGGGACGAGAGGCAGGUUGGACUUUCUGGGCGAUGAAGCAAAUCCUUGCACGCUCAACUGAGAUUGGAUCACGCACUCUCGUGGCUGGUAUUCUAACCGGGCUAGAGUCGCAUGGCGGAUACAUGUCAGAUGGAGUUGUGGACAACACCGCUUUCUCGGAAUUUGUGCGCAGCGCAGACGGAGCCAAGGCUCGGAAGAAGGUCUGGAGCGACGUGACAGCCAUUCUCGAGGGCGUCAGGCCUGGAAUCUUGCAGAACAUUUAG